Molecule: messenger RNA, 1028 nt
Organism: Globicephala melas (long-finned pilot whale)
Lineage: Eukaryota; Metazoa; Chordata; Mammalia; Artiodactyla; Delphinidae
Gene: COX17
Product: cytochrome c oxidase copper chaperone COX17
Biological process (GO): mitochondrial respiratory chain complex IV assembly
Cellular component (GO): mitochondrial intermembrane space
Molecular function (GO): copper chaperone activity; copper ion binding
Source: RefSeq, a predicted model, not a curated record
CCUUCCCCUCACCCCCAAUUGUCAGAGGGAGGUAGGACUUCCUGUUCUUUUCACAGCGACUGCCGGAAGUGAUUGCGGGCUAAUCGGCGGCGUUUGCGGAGGCUGAAGAGUUUAGGGCGUCUGUACUAGUUGCUGCUUUUGGCGCGAAAAAUGCCGGGUCUGGCGGCCGCAAGCCCUGCCCCAUCUGAGUCGCAGGAGAAGAAGCCUCUGAAGCCCUGUUGCGCCUGCCCGGAGACCAAGAAGGCGCGCGAUGCGUGCAUCAUUGAGAAAGGAGAAGAGAACUGUGGACCCCUAAUUGAGGCCCACAAGGAAUGCAUGAGAGCCCUGGGAUUUAAGAUAUGAAAUGGUGGUCUGCUCUGGGAAUUAAUAAUUCCUGAAAAAUGAAGAAGAUUUAAUAACUUUGGGAGCUCUUUGAUGAACAUUGAUAAAUUUAAAAGUAUUUAUAACUUAUUAAAAAAAAAGAAUAUCCCUGGUCAAAAGUCUUCAGGUGUGUUUCUUUUUGUGUUCCUCACAUGGCGUUUAUGUAUUUAUUUUUCUUAAAGAAUACCUGUGGCCAUAAUUCAAAAAGAGUUAUGUACCACAAUGUUCAUUGCAGUUCUAUUUACAAUAGCCAGGACAUGGAAGCAGCCUAAGUGUCCACCGACAGAUGAAUGGAUAAAGAAGAUGUGGCACAUAUAUACAAUGGAAUAUUACUCAGCCAUAAAAAGAAACUAAAUUGAGUUAUUUGUAGUGAGGUAGAUGGACCUACAGACUGUCAUACAGAAUGAAGUAAGUCAGAAAGAGAAAAAUAAAUACCGUAUGCUAACAUAUAUGGAAUCUUAAGAAAAAAAAAGUUUAUGAAGAACCUAGGGACAGGACGGGAAUAAAGAUGUAGAUGUAGAGAAUGGACUUGGGGACACGGGGAGGGGGAAGGGUAAGCUGGGACAAAGUGAGAGUGGCGUGGACUUAUAUAUACUACCAAAAUAGAUAGCUAGUGGGAAGCAGCCGCAUAGCACAGGGAGAUCAGCUUGGUGCUUUGUGACCACCUA